CUAACCGCUUCUGCUCCAAAAAUAAAACUAAUAAUAAUAAAAAAAAGAUAAAACGGUCCUGCACCCGACGUUUACUCGGGUUAGCUCUAUUUUAGGCAAUUAUUUUAUGCUUUUAUUUCCACAGCAUUUCUUACAUAGAUCAUAAAAAUAAUGAGAUGUCUGAUGAAAACGGAAUUCAACACUUGCCAUCCAUUCCGAGGGAUGUUUUGCAAGAUCUUUGCAGCCGCUUCUUAAUCAACAUUCCUGAAAAUGAAAAAAACAACCUGGUGCGUAUAUGUUUUCAAAUUGAACUUGCCCAUUGGUAUUACAUAGAUUUUUCUCGACAAGAAAACCCAGAUCUUCCAUCAUGUGAUAUGAAAAACUUUAUAUUUAUAAUCUUUAAUGAGUUUGAAUUUUUGAACAAAAAAAAGCAAUCUGUUCAGUCCAUUUAUGAAAAUUGGAAGCAAUACAAAGUUCGUGUUCCUGUUUAUGGUGCUAUUUUAUUGGACGAAGAACUGGAGAAUUGUCUUCUGGUCAAAGGAUUUCACAAGAAAAUUAGUUGGGGUUUUCCUAAAGGAAAAGUCAAUAAAGAUGAAGGAGGUCUGGAGUGUGCUGCACGAGAGGUUUGGGAGGAAACUGGUUAUGACAUUCGACCAAUAGCACAUCCUGAUCAAUUUAUUGAAAACACAAUACAUGAUCAUCAAGUACGUUUAUAUAUUGUUGCUGGUGUUGUUAAAAACUUUGAUUUUAAACCAAACACAAGAGGUGAGAUUAAGGAAAUUCGAUGGUUUCCCAUUCAACACCUGCCAACUCAUAAAAAAGAUCCUGCUCCUAAAGAAGUAUUUGGAUUGUUUGCCAACAAUUUCUUUAUGAUUCAUACAUUUAUCAAACCUCUGCGAAAAUGGAUUCAAGAAAAAAGUGAAAGCAUGGGUAGCUUUAAAAUAAAACCGCCUAUUACAUUAAGUCACCCAGAAUGUGCAUUAGUAUUAGAUGACUUACAUUCAAUUCAACAAAAAAGACACGAAGAGGCUGAAAAGUUUCGCCAUAUGCAUAUGCUAAUUAAUCCACUACAGUCUAGCAAAGAAAGUGAAAACACAUUAAAGUCACUUUUAGGAUUGAACACUUCCAAAACAAAGAUACAAACUCAACCAGAUGCUAUUCGUAAGCUCUUAACAGGGAAUUUAGAUAUAUCUCCUCAUCAUCCUUUUCAGGAAACAUUCAAGCAGUCUGUAACUUGUUCAAAUGAUAUUGUUGUACAACAUGAAAAUAAACAAUACAUAAAUGCACAAUCUCAUAGCCAAUCAUUCAAAAAUCAUCAAGUUUUUGAAAAUCAAGUAGUAAAAUCAAAAUUGCAGCAUGAAAUUGUUUCUAAUUUUACAAAGAAUUCAAAUGGACAGUCACAAACAAAAAAAUCAGUUAAUGUAGAUCAAGAUGUAAAUAAAUUAGGUUGUGAUGGAGAGAAGCAAAUAUCUGUGACAUUAUCUGUGACAUCAUCUCUUCAUUUUCAUAAUAAUCGAAGUUUGGAAUGCUAUGAUAAUGAAGUUCCUUUUAAAGGAAAGAGUGAUACAAAGUGUUCAAUAAAGCCUCGAACAUCAAAAUUAUCUGAUUUUGCUUUUAAAGCUCCUGCUUUUUUAAAUUUUAAAUUUAACUAUGAUGAGAUUCUUUCAAAAUUGAAUUGUUAAAAUUAAGAAAAAAAUGUUUUAUGUGUGUUUUAUAAUUAUUUAUGAAAAUCUUGUUACACUAAAAUAAAUAUUGAUAAUUUUACUUGCAUAUAAAAUUUUUCAUUUAAAAUUAUAUAGAAA
Molecule: messenger RNA, 1781 nt
Organism: Hydra vulgaris (swiftwater hydra)
Lineage: Eukaryota; Metazoa; Cnidaria; Hydrozoa; Anthoathecata; Hydridae
Product: m7GpppN-mRNA hydrolase
Biological process (GO): deadenylation-dependent decapping of nuclear-transcribed mRNA; nuclear-transcribed mRNA catabolic process, nonsense-mediated decay
Cellular component (GO): cytoplasm; P-body
Molecular function (GO): 5'-(N(7)-methylguanosine 5'-triphospho)-[mRNA] hydrolase activity; manganese ion binding; RNA binding
Source: RefSeq, a predicted model, not a curated record